Messenger RNA from Pelodiscus sinensis (Chinese soft-shelled turtle), 288 nucleotides. NCBI's taxonomy places the organism in Eukaryota, Metazoa, Chordata, Testudines, Trionychidae. The record is from RefSeq and is a predicted model, not a curated record.
ACUCACUCCCUCUGUCUUCUGUUGCUCAGGGGAUCUCCUGGGCAUGGCCAUGAGGAACCUGGAGAAUCUCCUCCGGAUGCCCUAUGGCUGCGGGGAGCAGAACAUGGCCCUGUUUGCCCCCAACAUCUACAUCCUGGACUAUCUGAAUAAGACGGGACAGCUGAGCGAGGAGACCAAACUCAAAGGCAUUGGCUACUUAGUCAGCGGGUACCAGAGGCAGCUGGUCUACAAACGCUGGGAUGGGUCCUUCAGUUCCUUUGGGAACAGUGAUGAGGAAGGAAGCACCUG